AUGCGAGUCUCCAGAGGGCCAAUGAAUUCUCCUUCUCAACAAAUCAUCCCGUUCCUUGCCUGCAUGGUACUUGGAGCAGCGCUUCACCAUGCAUUUUUUCUCAACAAGUCGGAGCCAAGACCGCGCAUUCCUGGAACUGCGUGGACAUUAACUGUGACCUUCACAUUCACAGAUGAGGAAGAUCAAAAGCAAAUCUUGGAAGAAUGGAGGUCUGUCACAAAGUACUGUGCAGAGAAGGAACCUUUCUUGUUUCACUACGAAGUUGGACGAAGCGAUGCCGACCCUCUCAAGGUUCACAUGGUGGAACGUUACAAAAGCAAGGAUGACUAUCUGACCAAACACAAAACUGGAGAAGAGUUCUUGAAAUUCCGUCCAAAGUUGAAGGCUCUGCAAGAUGCAGGGAAAGUAACCAUUGAGGGAUUCAGUUAUCAAGAGCUCGGAUAUGGAUUUGUCUAG
Molecule: messenger RNA, 456 nt
Organism: Cylindrotheca closterium
Lineage: Eukaryota; Bacillariophyta; Bacillariophyceae; Bacillariales; Bacillariaceae
Source: the annotation of a GenBank genome assembly